CGGAAAUAGCCAUUUAAGGAACUAUUCAUUUACUAUAAAAAAAAAAAAAGUGAAAGAGAUUUAUUUAUGAUCUACAUCAAAAGUAACUAGUGUCGUUAGGUUGGAAGUUAUAGUGUGGAUGAGGUCAGAGAAACGUUCUUUGUGUGUGUAUAUCCAUUGUCCUUGCAGUCACAACGGUAUUUCAAUAGCACACAAAUAAAGGGCCAAAAAAAAAACCAAGAGUAUAUAAAUAUUUUUUUCAGUGUCAUUUCUUUCUCUUUUCCCUUUUUCUCUUUGUUCAAAAAAACACAUAAUAUUAAAUGCCGACCAAGGUAACAAAACAAAAGGAACCUCCUUCAAUACAAAAGAAGCCAGUACGUCAGAGAACAAAAAGCUUAAAGGAACGCGCAUUAGAACUUGAGCUUGGUAUAACCAGUGUGCUGACGCUUUCAAUUCUAAUGGCCUAUUAUCUUGGUCUUCAUACCUUUAAAAAGUAUAUAGUUUUAUCUUACAAAAUUGCUGACAAUCAAUACGGAAAAGGAUCAGACGAUAUCUAUUAUGUCGCUUACUGGGUUGUCACCUUUACGUUCUUACGCGCCUCAACCAUGAGAUUUGUGUAUCUGCCUAUUGGAAAAUGGUGGGGCAUGGACAGGUCGAAGCGACAAAGAUUUGCAGAACAAGGAUGGAUGUUUAGCUAUUAUAUCGUCUUUUGGAGUGUUGGCAUGUACAUCAUGUAUCAUAGCCCUCAUUGGCUAAACACAUCUUUUUACUGGAUCGAUUAUCCUCAUCUCAUAAUGACGAAGCAAAUGAAAAUGUAUUAUCUGAUGCAACUCGCAUUUUGGAUACAGCAAGUGUAUACAAUUCAUGUCGAAAAGAAAAGAAAGGAUCACUUUGCAAUGGUCACUCAUCAUUUUAUCACGAUCACCUUGAUUGUCUCAAGUUAUGCUUCCAAUUUUACUCGGAUCGGAAAUGCGGUUCUUUGUUGUAUGGAUUUAUGUGAUAUUUGCCUUUCGCUUGCCAAGAUCCUAAAGUAUCUGGGAUUCACUACUGUAUGUGAUUUGGCCUUUGCCUUGUUUGCAAUCUCUUGGCCAAUCACUCGUCAUAUCCUAUUCGGUAUCAUCAUCUGGGCUACAGCUGUCGAACCUAGUCAGUAUCUUGAUAUGAAAUGGGAACCAGAAAAGGGAAAGUACUUCACACCCUUCACACAAAAACUGUAUAUUUCUGCGUUUCUAGCGCUGAAUGUCAUCAUGUUUUACUGGUUUAUCCUGAUUGUGAAUGUUAUUGUUCGUGUUCUGCAGGGCAAGAACGCAGAAGAUACCCGAAGCGAAGAUGAGGAAGAAGAUGAGGCUAUCGAGUAAGUUUGGGUAGUGAAAGACAUAAAGCAUACUGCUUACAGGUAGUAUUAUAGACUAAAGCAAGACUAGACGAUACUCAUUUAUGCUCCCGCCCCCUUUGUUCUUAAUAAACUUUGAUUCUUUUUCUCGCUCGC
Molecule: messenger RNA, 1468 nt
Organism: Rhizopus microsporus ATCC 52813
Lineage: Eukaryota; Fungi; Mucoromycota; Mucoromycetes; Mucorales; Rhizopodaceae
Product: longevity assurance proteins LAG1/LAC1
Exons: 4
Coding region: 300-1337 (345 amino acids)
Biological process (GO): ceramide biosynthetic process
Cellular component (GO): membrane
Molecular function (GO): sphingosine N-acyltransferase activity
Source: RefSeq, a predicted model, not a curated record